Arabidopsis arenosa is the source of this 887-nucleotide messenger RNA. The record is from the annotation of a GenBank genome assembly. NCBI's taxonomy places the organism in Eukaryota, Viridiplantae, Streptophyta, Magnoliopsida, Brassicales, Brassicaceae.
UCACCGUAAAUCGUUUCUGGGUUCUUAAGAAAAAACAUGGCUUCAUCAACAUCUUAUAGAUUCCAAUCUGGGUUUUAUCCUCUUUCGUCAAGUCCUUCUCUUGGGAAUUUCGUCGAACGGAUUAAAGACGCUUGUCAUUUCCUCGUCUCUGCUGUUCUUGGCACCAUUAUCUCGGCGAUCUUGACCUUCUUCUUCGCACUAGUGGGCACAUUGCUAGGGGCACUUACAGGAGCUUUGAUAGGUCAAGAAACUGAGAGUGGUUUCAUUAGAGGAGCAGCAAUUGGAGCCAUUUCAGGAGCUGUUUUCUCUAUUGAGGUCUUUGAAUCAUCGCUUGAUCUCUGGAAAUCCGAUGAGUCGGGUUUCGGUUGUUUUCUCUACUUGAUUGAUGUCAUUGUUAGUCUUCUAAGCGGGAGACUUGUACGAGAGCGCAUUGGUCCUGCAAUGCUAAGUGCGGUGCAAAGUCAAAUGGGAGCUGUAGAUGAAGCCUUUGAUGAUCACACUAGCCUCUUUGAUACAGGAGGCUCAAAAGGAUUAACAGGAGAACUUGUUGAGAAAAUCCCAAAGAUGACAAUCACUGGCAACAAUAACACCGAUGCUUCUGAAAACAGAGACCCCUGUUCUGUUUGUCUUCAGGAUUUCCAACUCGGUGAAACAGUUAGAAGCUUGCCUCAUUGUCAUCACAUGUUUCACUUACCUUGCAUAGACAAUUGGCUCCUUAGACACGGUUCUUGCCCGAUGUGUAGACGUGACCUUUAAUCUCUCUCUCCAUCGUCCAUCUCUCAUAAUGCAGUUUAACCUCGCAGUUAAGAUAUUUCUACAACUCGUACAUCAAGAGUCGGCUCUGCUCUUCUUCCUCCUCGACUUUCAAGUAAAUUACAGUUCUUUUG